Chinchilla lanigera (long-tailed chinchilla) is the source of this 1796-nucleotide messenger RNA. RefSeq names its product Bardet-Biedl syndrome 5 (gene Bbs5). Gene Ontology annotation, biological process: intracellular transport; cilium assembly. The transcript has 12 exons. NCBI's taxonomy places the organism in Eukaryota, Metazoa, Chordata, Mammalia, Rodentia, Chinchillidae. The record is from RefSeq and is a predicted model, not a curated record. Gene Ontology annotation, molecular function: phosphatidylinositol-3-phosphate binding. Gene Ontology annotation, cellular component: BBSome; ciliary basal body. The coding region runs from base 100 to 1125 and encodes 341 amino acids.
CGUAGACGUCGUGAGCGAAGCCGCCCGUUGCCUAGGAGCUGGCUAGACGCCGCCGGGCUUCCACUGCGGGGAGGAGGCCGGCCGCGGGCUUGGGUCACCAUGUCUGUGUUGGACGUGCUGUGGGAGGACCGGGACGUCCGCUUCGACGUCUCCUCGCAACAAAUGAAAACAAGACCUGGUGAAGUCCUUAUUGAUUGUUUAGAUUCAAUUGAAGAUACCAAAGGAAAUAAUGGGGAUAGGGGGAGACUUUUAGUCACUAAUUUAAGAAUCAUCUGGCAUUCGUUGGCAUUGCCCAGAGUCAACCUUUCUAUUGGUUACAACUGCAUAUUGAAUAUUACAACAAGGACUGCUAACUCUAAAUUACGAGGCCAGACUGAAGCUCUUUAUAUACUAACAAAGUGUAACACUACUCGCUUUGAAUUUAUAUUUACCAAUUUGGUUUCUGGAAGUCCUAGGCUUUUUACUUCUGUGAUUGCAGUACACAGAGCGUAUGAAACUUCUAAGAUGUAUCGUGAUUUUAAAUUGAGAAGUGCACUGAUUCGCAACAAGCAGCUAAGAUUAUUACCGCAAGAGCACGUGUGUGAUAAAAUCAGCGGAGUGUGGAAUUUGUCCAGCGAUCAGGGAAAUUUAGGGACGUUUUUUGUUACCAAUGUGAGAAUCGUGUGGCAUGCAGAUAUGAAUGACAGCUUCAACGUCAGUAUCCCCUACCUGCAGAUCCGUUCAAUAAAGAUUCGAGAUUCAAAAUUUGGUUUAGCUCUUGUCAUAGAAAGCUCUCAGCAGAGUGGAGGAUACGUUCUUGGCUUUAAAAUAGAUCCUGUGGAAAAGCUACAGGAGUCAGUGAAGGAAAUCAAUUCACUUCACAAAGUCUACUCUGCCAAUCCUAUAUUUGGAGUGGAUUAUGAAAUGGAAGAAAAGCCACAGCCCCUUGAAGCUCUGACAGUUGAACAAAUUCAAGAUGAUGUAGAAAUAGACUCUGACGAUCACACGGAUGCUUUUGUGGCUUAUUUUGCCGACGGCAACAAGCAACAAGACCGGGAGCCCGUGUUUUCAGAAGAACUGGGGCUGGCAAUAGAGAAACUGAAGGAUGGAUUCACACUCCAGGGACUUUGGGAAGUGACAGGUUGAUCUUGAGCUGAACUGGAUUUCUAUGUAGAGCUGUCUGGAGAUUAAAGAUAGUAGUCGCCUGCCAUGAGGCGUGGGGUAUUCUUUAUAUUUACAGCUUUUAGAGCUAAAGCUUUUACCAAAGACAUUUUUAACAAUCGAGGAAAAAUUCAUUUUAAGAACUAUUUUCUAAAAAUUAUACUUAAAAUUAUAAUUCAAAUGUAUGUAGUUUGUAAAUGUUUAUUCUUUAUCUGAAAGUUGUAAAGUACUAGUUUUCAGACAUUAAAUAACUGUACUAUGUUGGAUUUAAUAAAGAAUUUAUGCAGCACCAUUUAAUGUUUUGAAAGUAUUAUUUGAAAUAAGACUUCUUAUGGAAUAAGCAAAAUACUCCUUUCUUCAUUAUAAAAGUGUGGUUUGAAUACAUUAUCACAUAUCUUCAAAUGUAAGCCAGCUCACACAAACUUCAGUCACUAUUAGGUGAUCAUUUUUGUAGAAGUUAUAACUAUAGUAUAUAUCAAUCCCUCUGUAAUGUUUUGGAUGCUAGUUUGUAAGUAGCUUCAAUAUAAUUUUGGCAAGAAUACACUUAUUUUGUAAAGAAAUACACCUUUUUUAUUGGUUUUCUCCUUGUUUGUAUUUAAUGUAACUUCUUUGACAUUUUCAAAAAUAAUAAAUAUAUUCGUUUUCUGAUUUCUUAA